Messenger RNA from Triplophysa dalaica, 847 nucleotides. RefSeq names its product ladderlectin (gene eslec). Bases 43 to 537 code for a protein of 164 amino acids. Gene Ontology annotation, molecular function: signaling receptor activity. The transcript has 6 exons. The record is from RefSeq and is a predicted model, not a curated record. Lineage: Eukaryota; Metazoa; Chordata; Actinopteri; Cypriniformes; Nemacheilidae.
GGCGCACACUGUUACAUUUCGAUAUACUUGGACGUUACCAACAUGUGGAAAUCUGCAUCACUCCUCUGUAUUGUGGUGGUCUUAAAUGAAGUCAGUGGGGUAAAUUCAAAAGAACCGAUACUGGGUAGGAAAUGCCCUUCUGGCUGGCAAAAAUUUGGAUCACAGUGUUUUAAAUUUUUUAAAGAACAGAAGACAUGGGCAGAAGCAGAGCAACAUUGUAUUGAGCUAGGUGGAAAUCUAGCACCUAUCCACAGCCAAGUUACCAACAAUUAUCUGAAAUCUCUUGUGAAAAAAGAGAAUGGUGCCAUGACCCGGACCUGGAUAGGUGGUCACGAUGCAACCGAGGAUUUUAUCUGGUUUUGGAGCGAUGGAUCAAAGUUUGACUACAAAGACUGGCACACUGGCGAGCCAAAUAAUGGAGCGAGGGUAGAAAAAUGCAUGGAGAUGGGUUAUGGAGAGGAGCAGCGUUGGAACGAUGCUCGCUGCAGCACCAAACUCUUCUUUAUUUGUUUCAGAUUAUCUAGAAUUGAAUUGUAAAGAAAUGUUAAGAAAAUCAUAGUCCAGAAUAAUCAAAAAUAAGCUUACAUCAUGGGUUUCAGAAAUAAGACAAAAAAGUCAUGCUUAUGAUAAAUUGAACUGACAACAAUGUCUACAAUAUCUUAAACCAAUUUUGACACACUUGUUCUUGUCGGAAACAUUAUUGAAUGUAUAAGACACAGUUUCACAGUUCAAUAUCUAUCUUUGCAAAACAACAUUUAUAAAGUUGUAUAUGUACUCUCAACCCUGCAGUGUAUUUGGCACAUAUUCGAUUCUGUUUUCUUUGGCAAUAAAUGGAUAUGUGGCGUAA